Belonocnema kinseyi is the source of this 456-nucleotide messenger RNA. RefSeq lists its product as uncharacterized. The record is from RefSeq and is a predicted model, not a curated record. Lineage: Eukaryota; Metazoa; Arthropoda; Insecta; Hymenoptera; Cynipidae. Bases 1 to 456 code for a protein of 151 amino acids. The transcript has a single exon.
AUGACAAAGGGUGGCACGGAUCUGUUUGACCAGUUUUGUCACCGAUACUCGACAACGAGAAAGCCGUACCGAUGGCCUCUACGAGUAUUUUAUGGAAUGAUCGACCAGUCCGGUGUAAAUAGUUGUGCUCUAUAUAAUUUUAAUUAUGUCAACGAAAGACUUCCCCACCGGCAGUUUCUGAUCCAAUUAAGUGCUGGCUUAUUAGAACCUUUCCUUCGUCGGCGACUGACGAAUGUCACUCUGCAAAGAAGCUUGAAGGCUUGCAUUAUUUCAAUGCUGGGUAUUGAUGUUCCUCCACCUCAGGAACGCAGUGACCAAUUGCCAAAGCGAUUACGCUGUCACUUUUGCGAUACAAAUUUGGACAAAAAAACGAAUACAGCGUGCAUUGUAUGCCAGGUACCAAUAUGCCGGCACCACCGUCGCUCAGUGUGCACGUCUUGUUCAGACAUAAACUAG